Messenger RNA from Melanotaenia boesemani (Boeseman's rainbowfish), 568 nucleotides. It is a transcript of the gene dbi, whose product is annotated as diazepam binding inhibitor (GABA receptor modulator, acyl-CoA binding protein). Bases 133 to 402 code for a protein of 89 amino acids. The transcript has 4 exons. Gene Ontology annotation, biological process: fatty acid metabolic process. The record is from RefSeq and is a predicted model, not a curated record. NCBI's taxonomy places the organism in Eukaryota, Metazoa, Chordata, Actinopteri, Atheriniformes, Melanotaeniidae. Gene Ontology annotation, molecular function: fatty-acyl-CoA binding.
GUGUCCGCGCAAGCGCACUGGAGUCGCAGCGGUGAAGUGAACUUCAUCCUUCCAUAUUUCAGCCUUCACAUCAUCAUCAUCUGUCCACGGAUCCGCUGCUCGACCAAACCACGUCCUCGAACUUCAUCCAGCAUGGCGGAUCUCCAGGGAAAGUUUGAUGCAGCAGCAGCUGAGGUGAAGCAGCUGAAGGCGAAGCCGACGGAUGAGGAGAUGCUGCAGGUCUACUCCCUGUUCAAGCAGGGCACCGUGGGCGACGUGAACACAGCUCGUCCAGGGAUGUUGGAUUUCACUGGAAAAGCUAAAUGGGAUGCCUGGGAGAAGCAGAAAGGCAAGAGCAAAGACGAGGCCAUGAACGAGUACAUCAAGCUGGUGGAGGAGCUGAAGCAGAAGUAUGGAAUCUGAAGACUGAAAUCAGACCGCCACCUUCAUCCCAACCAUGUGAAGCCUUAAAACCCGACCUGGACAUCCUCACACCGAGCUGGGAUGAGCGGGGACCACUCGCCUGUUUUCAUCAUGCCUGUACCUGACUGAAUCCUGCCUCUUCAGUAUAAAAUCACUCUUCUCUAAA